AACAAAAUGAUUCAUUCUGAUAAUAUUCUACGAAUUAAUAAUUUGAACUAUUAAAAAAUAAACUAAAUUACAAACAAAAAUUAAAAAAGGGACAUUUUUUGCCCUAACUACCUUUGACCAGCCGACCAACACAAAUUCCACUCGCCUUCCUAAACGCCAACUCAAAUCGCAAAGCGCGAUCAAAAUCUGCACACCAGAGCAUGCCGGGUCCGGGCCCGCACAUGAUCUACGCGCUCGGGUCGGGUCAGGGCCUGAUGCACGUAUCGAACGGUAGAUUCGGCCCGCACCACUGCGUCACAUACGCCGUCAACGCCUUCUUCGGACCGGACAUCGGCUCCUUCUCCGAGUGGCUGACCUCAACUCUGGGUUUGGGCCGGGUCUUCGGCUCCUCCGUCGAGACGUGGAUCCACGACCCGUUUUACUACGCUCUGAUUCUGGGCUUCCCUUUGGCACUACUCUACAGCUGGGUCUCACGAAUUAUGGUCCAAAAGGGUGUUCUUGAUUCGUUCUCUGGGGCACCACUGACUAAGAGGCAGUGCUUCUUGUUGAUCUUUGCAGGAUCUUUAUCACACUUUUUCUUAGAUCACUUGUUUGAGGAAAAUGGACAUUCUUCAAUGUAUACAUGGAUUUUGAGCACUGGUUGGUGGAAAACUCGGGCUCCAAUUGAUCCAGAUGCCGUUUUAGUUAUUGGCCUCUUGUGUGCGAGCUUGAUCGGAGGUUUUAUUUAUAUCUACAGGGUGAAGCAAUUGAAAUCGGUUAGAAAACAAUAUAGCAAAUCAUGGAGACUGAUUUUGAUAGUUGCGAUCUUGUACUGCAUUUGGUGUGUGAGCCAGAUUUACUUAAUUACCCCUCGUCGGCCAGCAGUUGGCGAGGAAGCUGAUUUGGGAGUGCUCGUUUUCCUUGGGAUUUUCUUUUUCUUCCCUCACGGGCUGUGCAUUCUAUCCAUGAACUCGAAAGAUGUUUUCGACUCGGUUCAACAACUUCCUCUUUGAAAAGGUAAUCUAAUUUAUCUCACUUUCUGAGCUGUCCAAACGGCUGGGCCGGGCUGGGCCGGGCCCAGGCAAGAAAUAGAUAUGUGUAUACAAUUUACAAAAGUUUGUUUGUUAGAAAAACCACGAGCUGUGUAUCUUAGCUGGUUCUUUGUGUUUUGUUUAAAUGACCUCAAAUUGUGCAAUGAGAAUACUAAAAUCGAGUAUCAAAAGCCAUAGUUGUGCAUUACAGUCGACCGAGCAUCGAAUUUGAGGUCUUGAGCUCGAGCUCGAUUUGUGUGAAGACCAUUGAUUUGUUACCGGGCUUUUGGGGGGGCCCGUGGGCUCUCAGCUUCUUAUAUUGAGUCUAGGAUUAGUAGAAUCCAAGUCUACGUAUACAUAUUAUAAUAGACAUUGAUAAGGGUAUAUUUCAUACUUUAGAAGCUAAUCUAUCUAAUAUCUAUUAGUUUUUUGGGGUCUUCACAGCUUAUUCUGGUUACAAUUUGCCAUGGCUCAUUUUCAUUUUCCUUUCGUUUUCGUCGAUUUGAGCUGUCAACCGCCAUCUGGCGUGUCCGUUUUUGUCGGACUUCGAUUUGACCUGGUUUUCGGGCUCGUCUCCGUAUUUGAUAAAUUAAGAUAGUUUGUAGGGUGAUUUUUAAAAAAUUAAAGUUUCUGGGAUAUAAUUGCAAAAUGGUGAAAAUGGAAAAAGAAGGUUUGGAUAUAAGAUUCUGUUUUUAUGUGUUCUGUUUAGAUUUAUGUAAUUGAAGUUAUGAAUGGAUAGGAAAAAAAAAUUCAGAAAUUUUUUUUUGUAAAAAUUCACUUCUUCUCCAUAAUCCCAUCUGCAC
Striga asiatica is the source of this 1813-nucleotide messenger RNA. The record is from the annotation of a GenBank genome assembly. NCBI's taxonomy places the organism in Eukaryota, Viridiplantae, Streptophyta, Magnoliopsida, Lamiales, Orobanchaceae.